Molecule: messenger RNA, 1137 nt
Organism: Aureobasidium namibiae CBS 147.97
Lineage: Eukaryota; Fungi; Ascomycota; Dothideomycetes; Dothideales; Saccotheciaceae
Product: glycosyl hydrolase
Exons: 2
Coding region: 1-1137 (378 amino acids)
Biological process (GO): carbohydrate metabolic process
Source: RefSeq, a predicted model, not a curated record
AUGCCUACCACUCUGCGUCUUCACGGCUACGAAGCCACCGACAUUCAUCGUCAUAUCGAGCUGUUGAUUCACAAUCUUGUCAACAUCAAAGACACGACUGGCCGUUUCCUGCUCAAGCUUGACGACGGUCGCAUCAUUGAUACAAAAGGAUGGAACGACUGGGAAUGGACCCACGGAAUUGGCCUCUACGGUCUGUACCAAUACCACGCCUUAACCGGCUCAGCCACCGCCCUCUCAACAAUCCAACAAUGGUUCCAAGGCCGCCUCGCCGAAGGCACAACAAAGAACAUCAACACCAUGUCUCCCUUCCUCACCCUCGCCUACCUCUACGAAAAGAGCCGCGAUACCACCCACGAAGCAUGGCUAGACUCCUGGGCAGAAUGGGCAAUGUAUGAUUUGCCCCGCACACCCUACGGCGGAUUCCAACACAUAACUUAUGCGAGCGAGAAUCACUACGAGCUCUGGGAUGAUACGCUGAUGAUGACCGUGAUGCCUCUCGCAAAGAUUGGAUUGCUGUUGAAUCGUCCGCACUAUGUGGAAGAAGCAAAGCGUCAGUUUAUGCUGCAUAUCAAAUACUUGUUCGACACAAAGACUGGACUCUUCUUCCAUGGCUGGAAGUUUGACGAAACCAGUUCAGGUGGUGUAGGUCACAACUUUGCCGAGGCCAGAUGGGCUCGAGGAAACAGCUGGGUCACCAUUGUCAUUCCUGACUUUAUUGAAUUGUUGAAUUUGCCAAAGGACGAUGCGUUGAGAGUCCACCUGAUUGAUACUCUGGGGGCUCAAUGCAAAGCUCUUGCGAAGUUACAGGGCGAGAAUGGUAUGUGGCGCACAUUGCUCGACAUCCCUACAAGCGAAGGCAGCUACGAAGAAGCUUCUGCAACAGCCGGAUUCGCCUACGGCAUGUUGAAGGCUGUACGAAAACGUUACAUUGGCAGAGAGUACGAAGCAGUCGCACACAAAGCUGUAAAAGCUGUGAUCGGAAGCAUUAGCGAAGAUGGAGAAUUGCAAAACACCAGCUUCGGCACUGGUAUGGGAAGUGACCUGCAGCACUACAAGGAUAUCCCAAUCACUAGUAUGCCAUACGGACAAGCAAUGGCGAUGAUGAUGCUAGGUGAAUUCUUGAGGGUAUUUGUCUAG